AUAUUAAAAUGGCCGACGACUAACGCGUUUGCAAUUGAUUUUUUUUCCAUUACACUUGUUAUAACAUUACAAAAGCAACAAACAACUAUUUAAAUUGUCACGUUACAGUAAUAGAACAGUUCCGCAACUCGCCGCGACCUAAUUACACUUUAGCACUAAAUUAUAACCUGUUAAGCGCCGAUUGAGUGAAUAAAAUUAUACUGUAAUAUUAAUUUUUCAAGUUUUAGUACAUCAACAAAUGAUUUUUCAUGUUUGGUGGUUGUUAUACGUGCUACUCUGUGACUACAGCUUUGUCGGCAAGUAUAUAUGUCACCGACCAUGUUAGAGGCGACAUACUAAAAUCCACCGAACAUUGAGCAAAACCACCCACCCAGCACGUGUAAUAUUGUCCAAUUAAUGGUCUGAUCUACUCGAGACGUUUAUUUUGUACCACAAUUGGAGAAGAUGGCGUCCUGUGUCGGAGGCAGCCACUUCGGGAGCCAGGAGUACGUGCCAGUUGCCGAGUUCUACGCGGACAAGUCGGUUUUUGUAACAGGGGGCACUGGUUUUAUGGGAAAGGUAUUAGUCGAAAAACUUCUGAGGAGUUGUCCGAAGAUCAAGAAAAUAUAUUUGCUCAUGCGGCCAAAACGUGGACAGGAUGUUGCCUCGCGACUCACCGAGCUCACACAGUCACCGUUGUUCGAGACUUUGAGGAAAGAGCGGCCACAAGAGUUGAACAAGAUAGUGCCCAUAGUAGGUGACAUCACGGAGCCGGAGCUCGGCAUCAGUGCAGCGGACCAGGCCAUGUUAUGUCAAAAGGUGUCGGUAGUAUUUCAUUCUGCAGCCACAGUAAAGUUUGACGAGAAGUUGAAGCUUUCAGUUACAAUCAAUAUGCUGGGCACCCAACAACUAGUACAACUGUGUCACCGCAUGCUGGGUUUGGAGGCUCUAGUCCACGUUUCAACAGCAUAUUGCAAUUGUGAGAGAGAACGCGUUGAAGAGACGGUGUACGCACCGCCAGCUCAUCCAGAACACGUCGUCACACUUGUCCAGACCCUCCCUGAUGAAUUGGUGGAUAGAAUUACGCCAGAUCUAGUCGGUGACAGGCCUAACACGUACACGUUUACGAAGGCUCUAGCAGAAGAUAUGCUUAUAAAGGAAUGCGGAAAUUUACCAGUGGCCAUCGUCAGACCUUCCAUCGUGCUCUCAUCUGUUCGAGAGCCGGUCAAAGGAUGGGUGGACAAUUGGAACGGCCCAAACGGGAUCAUAGCUGCUGUCGGCAAGGGGGUGUUCCGGACGAUGCUGGGCACCGGUAAGCGGGUGGCGGACCUGGUACCAGUGGACACUGUGAUCAACUUGAUGAUUGUAUGCGCGUGGCGAACACAUUUGAGACGAGGUGAAGGCGUUGUGGUUUACAACUGCUGUACCGGCCAACAGAACCCGAUCACGUGGCAGAGUUUUGUCAGAACUAGCUUUAAAUAUAUGCGGAAACAUCCGUUUAGCGAAGUGGUAUGGUAUCCUGGCGGCGAUAUUACCAGCAACAGGUUGAAGCACAACACUCUGUCGUUGUUACAACAUCGCGUGCCGGCUUUCAUAAUGGACCUGGCAGCGAGGUCCACGGGAAACAAACCUGUGAUGGUCCGAGUGCAGAAUAAAUUAGCUAAAGCCGCUGCUUGCCUCGAGUACUUCACUACUCGUCAAUGGGCCUUCGCCGAUGACAACGUGCAGGCCCUCUGCGCGGCCCUCUCCGUAGAAGAUCGUAGGAUUUUCGACUUCAACGUGAGAAACAUUGACUGGGACGCGUAUAUCGAGUCGUACGUGUUGGGCAUUAGAAGGUUCCUCUUUAAAGAGAGUCCGGAAACAUUGCCCAAAUCGAGAGCUCUUAUGAGAAGGUUACAUAUAGUCCACAUUCUAACUCAAGUGGCCACUGUGUUCUUUCUUUGGAGAUUUUUGUUCGCGCCAUCCAAUGCAUUACGUUCUAUAUGGAGACGCAUACUAGAGUUCAUAACUCGUGCAAUCCGCCUUUUAGCCAUCGCCUGAUGUCGCGCAAUCAACUCAACAUCGCUCAUUUCAAUCAGUUAGAAACGCUUCUGCAGACAACUGACGUUUCGUUGACGUUUGUUACAAAAUGGCGGACGCCACAUGUCAAAUCUGACACCAAUAGUUAAGAUCACAACGGCAAAUAAAUAUGUUAGGAAUAUUUUCUCUUCAAUAUUUAAGCUUCAGGAGCUGUUGUAUUUUGCUUCCUCUAUAAUCAUGUGUGAUAUGAAUACAGUAUGCAUAGAUAGUUAUUCAUAUAUUACGAGACGCAGCCAACUGAUUGAUUGAGAUGAAAAUGAUUCUGAAUCAAGUAAGUCUUGAGUGUUCAACCGAUUUAAGGAUCGUGGGUAAUUCAAAUCAGAAUCUUAACGGUUACGUACAAAUUAUCAAUUGAACGAUUAAUUAAUUUUAUGCCACGUAGUGUAUGAUAUUGUAUUUUGAAAUUUGUUCUAUCAUACAUGAUUACAUUUUCGAUUCCCAAACGCUAAGCAAUAUAUUUCUGUUACGAGUUAUUGUAAGUAAUUUGUAAUUUCAAAUGGUUUUGUACCUAUGGCAGCUCAAUGGUCUCUUAAAGUUACAAUUGUCUUUGUACAAUAUUAUUGUAAAAUUGUACAACAAUAUUCUUAUUUCGUUUACAUAUAGUUUACUGUACGCUUCCACACAAUAGAACUGAGGAUUUUUCAUUCACAUUUCGAAUGAAUGUCUUUAUGAUUUCUAUGUGUUAAAUUAACUAAAUAUCAUUUUGGAAUAUUGAUCAACAUACCAUGCCUCAAUCUAAUGUUACGAUGCUGUUUCACCAUAAGGAGCGUACAGUAUGUUUCGUGUAUUUAAUAGAAAUGUUUUUCGUCUCCAAAAUCAUGCAAAUUCGUGGUAGAAUAAUGUCCAAACUACAGCUAAGCCAUUGAAAAAAUUAAGCCUUAUUUCCAUUGCAAAAAAUUUCCGAAUUGCAAAAUUCGGAAUCUCAAAUACCCGAAUGUACUAGUCAGGAAUUAUUCCAUACUUAAUCUAUUCAUAAUAUAGGCAACCCAUGUAAAAUAUAAAGUCUCAAAUACAAUUGUUAAAGAAACGGUUAUUAGCAAAAUUAUUUUAAAUGAAAUAAUAAUAAUAAUUAAUGAAAUAUAGAAAGGUGUGGGCGGUUCGUUAGUGGCUAGGUUUGUAGUUUUACUCGAUUUUGUCCCGUUAAAGAUUAAUGUAAAGAUGUAGGUGCGCGUAAUGUCAAAUGCAACGCUCUGAUCUAGACAUAAUAAUAAAAUUAAAAAAAAACCUCAAAAUAAAUUUCAACACUAAUAGUGAUUAGUGUAAAUAAGUUCCCAAAAACAAACGUUGACAAGUACAAUUUGCAUAAGCUCAACAGGAAACUAAUCCAAUAGCGUAAAUAAUAAUACAAUAUUGCAUCAAAUAUUUUAUGUAAUUGUUGGAAAACUUUUAUUUAAAAAAAAAAAGAAAACAGAAUUGCUAUUUCAUAAAUCUUUCAUUUCAAUUGUGAAAGUAAAAGACAUUGUAUUAUAAUUACCAGAAAUAAAGCUUUGAUUUAAAUCUGCAGUUAAAGCAUUUCAAAUAAUUAUUUUUAACAUCGAAUUAUUACGGUAACCUCAUUUGUAAUGACGCUUAAUUCCAAACUAAAUCUUCCUUAGGUCUUGUCCUUUUACAGCUAUUCUAAAUAGCUGGUAUUAUUGAUCGGUUUACUUAAAUUGUCGAAGACAAUCUUUUCCAUGUUACUUGAUACUAAUUUCUCUUAUUGUUCUAAAUAUAGUUUGAUAAAAUACACAAUAAAACAGAAGUAUGAAUUUUUUACAAGUUUCAGUGGUGUCAUUUGAUAUUAAAAUUUAUUGUCUAUGUUAAACUUUUAAAGUGAUAUAUUAAAUUAGAUGUUUAUUUGGAAUGAUAAAUUCAUUUCUCACACUUGUUUAUGCAUUUUCAUUAAUGAUUGAUAUUUAUUAAAAUUAUCAAGUGCUUUGCUGAUAAUGGAUGAUUUUUUUAUAAUAUAAUUUUGUACACUAAUUUAUUUGCAUUAUGAAUUGUGACGUUUAUGAAAGUAUUAUAUUUUCAAAUUAUAAGAUAUAUAAAACGCAAUUAUUGGUUUUCUGCAAAAAAAAUGCGAAUUCAUACGUAUUAUAAAAUUAUAAAUAUCACUUCAGCCAUUCAAGCGUUGCUCUCUCAUGUUUGGCCGAUGGAAAGGACUCGAAUUGGCAAAAUGAAGUUUAUUACUGUUUACAUUGUGAGGACAUUUUGCCAAUUUGAAAAUUCAUUGUAUAAACACAUAAUUUUAACUGGCUACCUUAUAAAUUGAAACUGCACACUUGCUUAUGUGCCGAAUAUUAUCAGUCGCUAGAAAAUGUAUGAAAUUGUAGGCUAGGUUACAAUUAAUCAAAAGCUUAUAAUGAUAAUACAGAGCGUUUGCACCGAUAUAUGGUUACAAUAAUUUAUUACCAAUAUUCAACGAAAAAGCGUAUGGGUGUUCAAACUUAGAGUAAAGAGAGAUAAAAUACCUUAGUGAAGAGAGAAUAGGACACACAGUAAUAAUAACGUCUUUAAUAAUAAACGUGUACCUCUAUUACCUACUUGUUAUGAAGAUGCAGAGCAAAUUUCCAAAUAAUACGCUUCCCUAGAAUAACUAUUUAAGUUUUGUUAUUAAAUUUAUUUGAAUUUUGUGAUAUUUUUGGCUACUUUUCGAUGUAAUGAAUUGAACUAUGAAUUCAUAAAUUAUGUGAAAUGAUAAUAAAACAAAAUGAAGCAAAACACUAGUUCGAAGAUGAAAUUAAACAAAUGAGUAAUGAAAACUGCACGAACUAUUGAUAAAUUAAUCAAUGAUCUAAUUGUAACCAAUAAUAAAUUUCAUCACAGUCGAGUUCAUAAUGCAAUUCAUUAGACAUAAUAGUAAAAUUAAAAGGAAUAAUGACUUAGAUAUAUCGAAGUGCCGAAAUAUUGUUGUUUCUAUAGUUUUGUGGCUCGCCUUUUACAAGUUCUCCGAUGUCUACCAAAUUGCUUAACGAUUAUAUCCUACAAUACGUAAGUUUUACUUGUUAAGUAAUGCCUAAGUUUAUACAAUGUGUUAUUUAAGUGUUAGCAUUUCUCUUAAUAUUUAAGUCUAAUGCAGGCUUUCGCUCUUACAUUCUCGAUCAAUGUGUUUGAUGAGGGAUUUACAAAGUUGGACGUGAUUUAAAUAAAAUAUCAUAGAUUGAGCCCUUAGUGUCAUAUUUAUUUACUUAUUUAUGUUUCUAUUUAUUUUCACGAUAAAUAUUUAUUGAAAUAUUAAAUUAAUGUAAUUCUCCAUUAUUGCAUUCACUGAAUGUACACCACUACCUCCAUAGACAAUAUCCAAGGAUAGGGUUGUGUGAUUAAAUUUAUUAAGUAGUAUUUUCAAUUGUACUUUAUACGGCCAUUCAAAUGGUCAAACUAAUGGCCUACGAAAUGGUCAAAUCGUAAUAUGUUUAUAGGAUUGUAUUGAAUACGUAAUAGUAUUGUUGUUUAGUACAAGAAUCUUGUCAAUGGAGAUUAUGGUCUGUAUUGUAAAUCAAAAACCGAGUCUAUGCGUCUUGGAUGUAUAUAGUAAAGUUAAUUUUUUUAUUUGUAAGUAUAUUUGCAGUUAGAUUUGAAAUCAUUGUACCAAUUUCAACCUAGUUAAUUCUGUUGUAUAAAGCCUGGUCACGUGACGCGUUGUGUUUUUUUUAGAUUUAUUGCUUAGAUGUCGACCACUACAGUUAGAUUGUCCAACUUUGAAAAUCCCUACUGUUUGUCUUAGUUUAGUUUUGUUACGGUAUUAACUGGUUAGGAAUUAUUCUGGGCUAUAAAGUUUUGUAUCAAUAAUAGGUAUUAUAAUGUAAUGCUAAUAGGUGUUUUAUAAAAUACUUUUGCAAUAAACAAUUAUGUUUAUUAGAUAUUUGAUUACUUCCCUAAUACCAUAGAAGUUAUCGGGAUACAAUACAAAUAGUCCAGAACAAUUGAGGAUUAUGUUACAAAAUAAAUUAUGUCGACAUCAAAAGAUAUUUGUGAAAUAUUGUUUUUGCUUGUAAGUAUAUAAUUCGAUAUAUGUACAUUUUGAACAGAAACGAGUCUUGAUGUUAUUUUAGUGAGCUUGUAAAGAUUUUGCGUUCAUGAAUGCUUUUGUAAUAAAGAUAUUGUUUGGUAAUGAGAAAAUGUUCGCGCGGCAUUAUUUAUAUUAUUGUGUAUAUAGAAUUUAGUUAUCCAAAGUUAAAUCCAAAUACAUUGAUGCGAAACUAUUUUAAAUUGUUUUCACUGUAAUAUGUAUGUAGUUAUUCGGAGUGGUGGUAAGAUUUUUAAACGGUUUCUGAACGAACGUAACAGCGAAAAAAAUUAUGGAUUUGAUCCGAUUUUGCAAUUUCUAUUAUAAAUAAACCGUAGACAUUUCAAUAUUAAUAUUAGAAACAUAGGUAAAUAUUAUUAAUUAAAAAAAUAUUCAAUAAAAGUUUUUUUUUUUUACACUUACCUAAUAUUUUGACAGCUACAUUGAAAUGGCGCCAAACGCUCGUUCUGAAACCGCGGGAAAAUGCUUUAAUAUAAUUUUUUUUUGCUUAGAUGCGAACGGUUUUGAUUAUGGUAUUGAAAUCCAUAAACUUGAUGGAAUGUUAAAAUAUUUAGAGAUGGUUGACAAAUGCUCAAAGUUUGUAGUCCCCGUUCCUGUUUAGCUGGUCUUGACAAUAUUAGAAUAAUGUAUUACAAUAUGUCCUAAUAAUUGACAAAUUAGUAUAAAUCAGUCCAGUAGAUUAUCCCUUUGUCUAACCUGUAAGAAAUGGGCCUGAAGCCAGAUUUACUGCAAAAUGUAACAAACAGCUAAACUAUAUAGAAAUUAAAAAUACCUUGAACGGUGAAGCUGAUCAGAUAUUUAUUAUAACAAUUUGUGGAAGAGUGUUUUUUUUUUAAUAGUAUGAACUAUAUAGACUAUUCUUUUGCAAAUUGGGUACUUUUUGCAUUCAGUUAAAGUUGAUAAUAUAAUUUGCUUUUUCUAAAUGUAAUUCUAAAGACGUUAAUCAAUUUUAAAGAGAGGAAGAAAUUUUCUGUUUUUUUUUUUACAACUACUUUCAAAUCCAUAAAUGUUUGAUAAAAGUUACGUUUGUAAAAUAAAUUGUAUAAGUUACUAAAAUAGGACCAGCUAAACUGGGGCGGUGAUGGUCCGCAGACAGCCAACGUGUCUGGUGAUAGUUCGGUAUAUACAUGGGGGUUAAUUUAUUAUUCCAUAUAUUAAAAUAAAAAAGAUGUAAAGUU
This is a messenger RNA of Galleria mellonella (greater wax moth), 7242 nucleotides long. Its product is annotated as putative fatty acyl-CoA reductase CG5065. Gene Ontology annotation, cellular component: peroxisome. Gene Ontology annotation, biological process: long-chain fatty-acyl-CoA metabolic process. The transcript is spliced from 12 exons. NCBI's taxonomy places the organism in Eukaryota, Metazoa, Arthropoda, Insecta, Lepidoptera, Pyralidae. The record is from RefSeq and is a predicted model, not a curated record. Bases 445 to 2019 code for a protein of 524 amino acids. Gene Ontology annotation, molecular function: alcohol-forming very long-chain fatty acyl-CoA reductase (NADP+) activity.